AUGAAAGAAAAUUAAAAAUUUGAUGAAAUAAAAAUUUACAAGAUAAUUUAGAGAUUUUAAAGAUGUUUUUUGUAAAAAAUAUUUCCAACUUGCUUUUUAAAUAAAUAAAAUAGAUAAUAUCAACAAUAUAAGAAAAAAUUGUAAAAAGUUCUUGAAUUGAUGAAAAAUAAGCUUAUUAAUUUAGUGUAGAGACAAGCUUAUGUGAUAAUGAUAAUGUUUUGA
This is a messenger RNA of Paramecium sonneborni, 222 nucleotides long. Lineage: Eukaryota; Ciliophora; Oligohymenophorea; Peniculida; Parameciidae. The record is from the annotation of a GenBank genome assembly.